CCGUCGAGCUGCUCAUCGACCGGAGUCGCUUCACGUCGGAUCACCCAGCGGCAGCACCGGUCUCCAUUUUAACUCCGACACCGAGUCGUACCUCACGUGUCCUGGGUUGUCUCUCUCACAUGACCCGAGUGUUUGUUCCCGUGAUCAGCACUUCCAUCUCCGUCUGUGACACCGAAUAUCACUUUUUAUUGCAACCCUGAUGGAUAUGCUUGAACAGAGUCUGGACAGCUCAAGCCAAGAUAAGCAAGAAGAAGAAGACGUUGUCCAGACUUCUGAAGACGUAACAGGAGAGGAGCACACGGCUGUUACCACAAUAGCCAGUGUUCAGCAGGCUGCAGCAUUCGGAGAUCAUAACAUCCAGUAUCAGUUCCGUACUGACAGUGGACAGGUGACUUAUCGUGUUGUUCAGGUGACUGACCAGCACCUGGAGGGAAGAGAUGAUGGAGGUGGAGCAGUGAGCGUUGUCUCAACGGCUGCCUUCACUGGAGCUCCGCAGGCCGUGGCUCAGGCUGUGAUCCAAAACCCUUACAGUAAUGGAGGAAGCCCAGCAGGAGAGGCGGUGGGAGGGGAGACGCGCUUUGCUUACUUCCCCGCAACCGCGGUGAGCGACGGGACCGUGUCCGUGCAGGCCACCACAGACCCCACGCUCACUCAGGCAGGGGCUACAGGUCAGUUUUAUGUCAUGAUGACCCCCCCUGAUGUCAUUCAGGCAGGCACACAGCGAACCAUCGCCCCACGCACGCAGCCCUACCCUGCAGAUGAGAACGAGCUGCUGCAACUUGAAGGUUUAAACUGGAAAAUGGAUGGACCGCGCACACCGAGAGAUGAAAGGAGGAGAGCACAACAUAAUGAAGUCGAGAGGCGGCGGAGAGACAAGAUAAACAACUGGAUCGUCACCCUUUCUAAGAUCAUCCCAGACUGCAGUAUGGACAGCACCAAGACCGGAGCGAGCAAAGGCGGCAUCUUGUCUAAAGCGUGUGAUUACAUCCGGGAGCUGAGGCAAAGCAACCAGCGACUGCAGGAGAGUCUGAAAGAGGUGGAGCGGAUACAAGUGGACAAUGAGUUGUGCAGGCAGCAGAUUGAAGAGCUGAAGAACGAGAACACUUUGCUCCGAGCGCAGCUCCAGCAGCAUGGCAUCGAGAUGGUUGGUGAGACACCACCACAGUGACAGGGAGAUGAGAAAGAAGCGGCAGGAGCGCCAUCACUCAGACGCACAACCAGCGCAGUGGAAACGAAAGCGAAGUGAUGGAAAAAAUGACUUGUGAAGAACCAAUUUCUUUAUAGUGAAUGCAUCCUUCCUUGGGCUCCCAGGUUGCGAACCCUUCAACGGCCAAUUGUGGCUGCACUUGACUGUUCCAGUCCUGUUGAGAUAACCAGCCGUUACAGCUCAGUAGAAAUGUGCUUCAAGAAAUGAUGCCCACUCAGUGCUUUCCUAGCGCUGAGGGAGAACAUCUGCUGAACUCCUCCUUGUUUUGUAUUUAUGUAGCCUCAUCCUGGGACUAUGAUGAUUAUCAUUGUGUUCCUCGGCCACUUGUGUUCCCCUAAUUAAUAGGUUUGACUUCGUUUUUGCUUUUAUUCAGUUUGUUUUUUCGUAUUAAUAUGUUUUGAGCUGCUUUAAUUUAUUAGUUGCUUGCUGAAGGACGCCUUGAUGGAGAUCAGUUACAUUGAAGCUCAUUAACCCCAGAGAAGCAGAUUGAAUUUUAAAUUAGAAAACUUCAAAGUGCGCAAAACCUUGUGAGUCGACCGACAGAAGCCGUGACACACACACACACACACACACACACACACACACGCAUGCACCUAGUCCCAAAGAUCCUCGCUGCCCUGUGCUUCUUUGGCGAUUUAUGUAAAUAUGGCUUAUCAUGUUUUAAUACAGAUGUUACAGAAUGUUAGCGCAGAUUAUCUCUGGGAGUAAACAAUCAAUAACUCAUUAACUUCACGCUGGCCCUUUGUCAUAAUAAUUACCACGAAGCCUGUUCAAUCAUGGCGCUUGAUUUGGAGGAAAAAUAGGCGUCUACUUGAAUUGUUGGGCAUUUGGUUCACUCGAAAAUUAACUCCUCACCAACCAGCUGUUCCGAUGCCAUGUGGUUACAAAUCCAAGCGUACAGUUGUGGAACACGGCCACACACGACAAACCCGGUUUGCAAAUGACGGCGCGUGCUGCAAAUUCCAACUUUUGCCAAACUAUAUUUAGGUACUGUGGGUUUUAUUCCCAUUGCUUUGUUUGUGUGAUUUACCCGUGUCUCGGUACGAGUAAGAAUAAUCCCCACACGUUUCAUUUCGAGCCGUUUGCUCUAUUUUGGUAUUGCAACACUUCAAAUGGGGCUCGACGCACAAUGGGGGAGGCACCCUGGAGAGCGGUACUCAAAGACAUUGUGCUCACUAUGGAGAAGAACUACACCCAAUCUCCGUGUUGCACUGUGCCGAGCACAACUUGUCCUCCAUGAAAAGACGACGUAGCUGAAAAGUGGGAAGACUCGGAAAUGGAGAUGAGUUUCUCCACCUACUCGGGCGAACAAUAUGUAAACGGUAAUUGGUUGUACAAGAAAGCAAAAGCCAAUAAUGACAUUGUCUGAUUUUUUUGUGAAUGAAUAUACAUGAUGUGUUUUUGUUCUGCUCUGGGCGAUGCAAGUGCAGGAGCGAUAUUAAGCUUCGGAGCCACUUAUUAGAGCACUUAUUGCUUCUCCCUCUAUCAACGGCUCAGGAUCCAGCAAGGCAAAACCAACACUCAGACCCCUGGCAAAAUCAGGCUGACUAUCACAUUUUUGUUUUUAUCUCAGACUCUAAGUUAACAGCUUGUGCUUUGCAAGUACUGUUCUGCUACUACUGCUGGAUUCAGACCUGAUACAGAUGGUGCGAGUGUGUGAUCUAUCAAACAAGGCUCCCAGCCAAAGUUGAGUGAUAGAUGUUUUGCAGAAGGAUUUCUUUCCACCUCGCUGAGAGGAGCGCGGAGAAUGUGAAAAUGAAGACAUGAAUAAUGGUUUGAAAGGCUGAUGUUCAAACAAACUAAAGGUCAUUUGUGGCUAAUUCUUUUUCUUUUUUUUAUGAAAAUAAGGAUAAAGGACUUUUUUCUCUCUGUAGCAGCCUCAUUGUUCUCAGGAUAGAUUGUACGACAUCUUUUCUAAGUAAAAGUGAAAAAUAAAAGUUUCAGAGCUCAUACCACG
Betta splendens (Siamese fighting fish) is the source of this 3164-nucleotide messenger RNA. RefSeq names its product upstream stimulatory factor 2. The transcript is spliced from 11 exons. Gene Ontology annotation, biological process: regulation of transcription by RNA polymerase II. The coding region runs from base 200 to 1168 and encodes 322 amino acids. Lineage: Eukaryota; Metazoa; Chordata; Actinopteri; Anabantiformes; Osphronemidae. Gene Ontology annotation, molecular function: protein dimerization activity; RNA polymerase II cis-regulatory region sequence-specific DNA binding; DNA-binding transcription factor activity, RNA polymerase II-specific. The record is from RefSeq and is a predicted model, not a curated record.